Messenger RNA from Rosa chinensis, 1865 nucleotides. RefSeq names its product anthranilate phosphoribosyltransferase, chloroplastic-like. The record is from RefSeq and is a predicted model, not a curated record. NCBI's taxonomy places the organism in Eukaryota, Viridiplantae, Streptophyta, Magnoliopsida, Rosales, Rosaceae. The transcript has 6 exons. Gene Ontology annotation, biological process: L-tryptophan biosynthetic process. Gene Ontology annotation, molecular function: anthranilate phosphoribosyltransferase activity. Gene Ontology annotation, cellular component: cytosol. Bases 927 to 1850 code for a protein of 307 amino acids.
AGAUGAUGUAUCAUGUAUACCAGUGACCUAGCUUAAACUAAUUAUUUAGGAUUGAGUUAAAUACAUUUUGCAUUUUGUAUAGGUUUCCAAAUAUAUCUUGCAUUGGCAUUGUAAGCUCAUCCCAUUCAUUCAUCUGAUUUCAAUUUUUGUUUUGUUUUGUUUUUUUGUUUUUUUGUUUUUUUUUUGGUAUUGCAAUAAAUUCGUAACUGGUUUUCUGAGAUAGUAAAUUAAGAGACACUGAUCUUUUCUAUUUUGAAGUUAUAAGAAAAUGAGUGACAUUUCUUAUUCCAAUGGCAAUGCCAAUGUGAAUGGAAAUGGAAAUGUUGUGAAUGGUUACUAGAAGAGCUGCUGGUACGAGAAGGAAAUCGAAGAAACCUUAGGCUGGAGCUUUGCUUUUAAUAUGUAUAGUUACUUAUGUAUACAUUUUCAGUACAACCAGUUACAUUAAUUUAGUAAUCUUGGCUUCUACAUCAUUUUUUUUCUUUUUCUUUUUCUUUUUGUGGUUCCUAUUUCAUUUUAUACUUGAAUGCGGAAACACACACACACACACAAAACAAGAACUAGCUGACUUAUGGCCCUAUAUUAAAAUUUGAGAGUGAAAGUUCUUUACUUUACAAAUUGAAUGAAAAGUUUCAUAAUUUUACCAUAGUAACAUUUUUUUUUUGACAACAAAUAUUGGUUGGAUUAGAGGUACCGCAGCAUAUAAAUAAACCCGCGGCAUCGCGCGGGAUACUCUGCUAGUAUAACCUAUAUAUAAUAUCUCCCCAGACUUGGGUCUUUGAGAAAGGAAGCCAAAGACUCUGGCUUUAGAGCAGAUUUCUCUGAAACUUGUCUUGGCCUAUAAUGGGGAGUUCUCAUUAGCAACUGGGUGUUAUACAGUUCUGGGUUUGCGGCUAGAAAUUGCAGCAAAAUUGAGAUAACUCACCAUGGCAGUGUCAACGCAGCUUCACUCACUUACCACUCUUGCUUCAUUGACUCACCGCACUAAGGUCAAGUUUAACAGCGCCUGCUGCGCAGCUCUGUUUCCCAAUGCAAAGCAAACAAGCCCAUCCACGCUUUGCAGUGCUGUGCAGAGUGCACAGUCCACUGUUUCUGAGAGAUCAAACCCACCAUUUACUUCCUUCAAUGAGUUGAUUGAGUCCUUGAUUGAUAAGGUGGAUUUGUCGGAGUCCGAAGCCAAAGCUUCAUUGGAGUUCUUGCUGAGUGAUGCUAAUGAGGCUUUGAUUAGCGCCUUUCUUGUGUUGUUGAGAGCCAAAGGAGAGACUUAUGAAGAAAUUGUGGGAUUAGCAAAGGCAAUGAUAAAGCACAGUUUGAAGAUUGAGGGCUUGGAUGACGCAGUUGACAUUGUUGGAACUGGUGGUGACGGAGCAAACACAGUAAACAUUUCAACCGGGGCUUCAAUACUUGCUGCAGCUUGUGGUGCAAAAGUUGCAAAGCAAGGUAAUCGUUCAAGUUCCUCUGCAUGUGGAAGUGCAGAUGUAUUGGAAGCUUUGGGAAUAAUAAUUGACUUGGACCCUGAGGUUGGGGUCACGAGAUGUGUUAAUGAAGUAGGCAUUGGUUUUAUGAUGGCACCAAAGUAUCAUCCUGCAAUGAAUGUCGUUCGUCCCGUAAGGAAAAAGCUAAAAGUAAAGACUGUAUUCAACAUUUUGGGACCUAUGUUGAAUCCAGCUAGAGUUCCUUUUGCUGUUGUUGGCGUAUACAAGGAAGAAUUAGUCCUAAAGAUGGCUAAAGCAUUACAAAGCUUUGGCAUGAAGAGAGCAUUGGUUGUUCACUCGGAGGGCUUGGACGAAAUGAGUCCCCUUGGUAAACUCUAUCUUUUACAUGAGAUUAUGAUUAUUUGGCAAUUCUAAGACAAUUGUUUGCGU